AGUGUUUGACCGGUUCCAGACUUCGCACACGUUUCAACUGGAACUCCGGCACUCGCUCAAUAUGGUUUGGUGGUGGCGGCUUGUGCUGUCACUGCCGCUCUUGAGACAUGCGGAAGCCCAAAAUUGGGGAAAGACCAUCGACGUGGCGGGGCGACAGCGAAUGUUGACGCAACGCAUGUCAAAGGAAUUUCUUCAAGUUUCACUUGACAUCGAUCCAGAGGCCAACGCCAACCGGAUGAGAGGUAGCAUAAAUUUGUUCAACGUAACUUUGCUUGCACUGAUCAAUGGAGAUGAUGAGCAAGGUAUCAUCGGCUCGCCGAAUCAGCUAGUGGCUGACGGCCUACAAGUUGUCUUGGGAUUGUGGAUCCCCUUUGCGCAGCUGUUGCUCAACCACGUGGCAACAGUUCGAGACAGCUCAGGGUUCGUGGAUAUGGCCGUCUUGACACAAGUGGCCAACGAAAACGUUCCGCUCCUCGUGACCUCCAACAUCGUGGUCGGGAGGCUGGUAGAUGCAGCCAAGAGCGCUGGCGCCCCCACCAACGGCCUGGUGGUGGAUACCGCUGGGCGUCAGCGCAUGCUCAUUCAGAGGAUGUGCAAGGAAUCUAUGUUGAUCAGUCAGGGUGUCAACGUGGGCACCAAUCUGCGGCUUCUGAAGAACAACCGCCUCCUUUUCGCCAACAGCCAUGUCGGCAUUGUCGAGGGCGCGACUUGGGCGGGUGUGCCAGUGCUUUCGAAGCUUUGCACGAUGCACCAGAUGAGGGAGGUGACAUACAACUUCCAGCAGUUCUCACCCGACAUUAACCGGAUCCUCAAUGCAGAGACGCCCAGCGACUCACAGCAAAUCGCCAUCGCUUUGUCCGUGAACAUCUCUGACAAGAGUGUCCCUCUUUUUGCCUCCAUGGUGGCAGCAGUACAGCUCUACGUGAACGACCAGGGCAGCUGCGACCCUGCGGCCGACAUGACCCAAGCAGGCUGGCAGGAUUUGUUGAUGAAGACCUUGGAAUUGCGGAAACUCUUGGAGCAGGCGCGCCAGUUCUACUUGCAGGUGGGCAAUGGCAUAGACGUGGCCAACAGUCAAGUGGGAUUGGUGGUGACGUUGAACUCGAUCUUGGAGCGUGUUGACAACUUGGUGCAGGGCAACAAGGCGCUGGAUAUCCCCGCGCCACCGACCCAAAGUGCGCUGACUAGCUUGUUGUCCGUGAAGUUGCAAUGGGAGGAGCUUCAGGGGAGCUUCUCACCAGCGAUGACGAACCGCGAUGGCGUCACCAAUGUGGAGGUGGCGAAUAUCAAUUCCGAUUCCGUCGGCUUCAAAAGUGCUGUCCAGCAGAUUGUGUGGCAGUAUGAGACCUCUGCGAUCGGGGAGCUGACUGCUGCCAGUGAUGCUACCACCGAAGCUGCCACUGGCGCGUCAAUUCACACGAUCAUUGUCGCUGAGGGCCAGAAAGCAAACGUGGUGGAAGUGGCCGUGCUGGCCAAUCUGGUGGCAUACGGGGAGCGGCCUGAUGAAAAUAGUAUCCUCAUGAACACCACCAGAGAUACCUUUGUGGAGAUCCAUUUCUCCUUACUUGAGGGCCAGGCGGCUACGGAUGUUUAUCCUGCAAUUGCGGCGGAGAACGAUGUUUGUUUCAUCCGGAAGAUGCGCACGAUCUACUCGAGCUUCGUGACGCUCGAGAACUUGGCGCAGGAGGUCCGCAGUGCAGGCACCUCCUCGCUUGCAGAGAUCCCCCAAUUUGUGGACCAGGUCAUCGCGGGCUAUGAGGAAGUGAAGGGCUACUAUAAUCAGGGUAGCAUCCCCUGCAGCAACCGCACCUACAACUUGCCGGAGUGGGAGGGCCUGGUCUUCGCCGUGGGCCGUUUGCGAGCACUCACGCAGGAGGCCUCAGCGGACUUCAUCUUGUCCACGCAGGGAGUCAACGUGGAGCGCUCCAUCGCCAGUAUGAUCCGCUUCACGGCCGCGUUCCGAAGUCUAGCUUAUGGUGACGACCAAUUGCCUUCGCCGCCGACGCAGCAAGCCGUGAACAAGAUUCUGAACACCGUGAAGCCCGCCUACGAUCACGUCUUCAACGCGGCGGCCGCGUCCAACGUUCAGAACUUCCUCAUCCAGGCAGAUGCCGUGGCGUCAAAGUGUGCCGAGAUCAAGUCGAUGUACUUCAAUGAGGCCCAGUCGAGCCUAUCCGAGUUCCCAGUGCAGCGUUUAGAGGCCGCCUUGGAUCAGAUGUAUCGCGUGAACCGCGUGGUGAAGCUCGCUUUGAUGAACAUUUACCAGUUAACGACGACCUCGAACACCUUGUCGCAAUCGAUCUCAGAGUUUGAACGGGUCCACAAGGACAUGAAGGAAGGAGGGGGUGGCCUCCCAGAAAUCGUCUCGCAGCGCGAAGAUCUCCUGGCCCAGUGGGAUGCCGUGGACAGUGCCUGGCAAAGACUCAGAUCGCUCCUCCUCACGCAAUCUGCUGGGGAUGUCCAAAACCUCUUAGAUGCCAAGAUGGCAACACUUCAGGAGAUCGACGUGCUGGCCGAGCUCUUUUCCGUGCCAGACCCCGGAGUGCUCGAGACCUUCCCAUGGAUGUUCGUGGCCUAUGGCCUGAUGGGUGCCUUCCUCCUUUUUUGCGCCUGCGGGGCGGCCUACAUCCACUGGGCUUCACGGCGCAAGAGGACCGACGCGCAGCAGCAGGGCGGUUGGAGCCAGGCCUAGGGGAUUGAGCAUUGCUGAAUCGGGCAAAGUUCCCGAGCCUUUGCACGGUUGGAAUGCGCCAAAGUCCAUCCAAACGUUGCAUAUCCGCAAUGCAUUGGAUGUAGAUGGGAGGGUGCCUCUUAGUCAAAUUGCGGCUGUCACAUGGUGAUUCUCGGAAGGCC
Molecule: messenger RNA, 2853 nt
Organism: Durusdinium trenchii
Lineage: Eukaryota; Dinophyceae; Suessiales; Symbiodiniaceae
Source: the annotation of a GenBank genome assembly